Piliocolobus tephrosceles (Ugandan red Colobus) is the source of this 1291-nucleotide messenger RNA. RefSeq names its product solute carrier family 39 member 5 (gene SLC39A5). NCBI's taxonomy places the organism in Eukaryota, Metazoa, Chordata, Mammalia, Primates, Cercopithecidae. The record is from RefSeq and is a predicted model, not a curated record. Bases 1 to 1176 code for a protein of 391 amino acids. Gene Ontology annotation, cellular component: plasma membrane. Gene Ontology annotation, biological process: zinc ion import across plasma membrane; intracellular monoatomic cation homeostasis. Gene Ontology annotation, molecular function: monoatomic cation:bicarbonate symporter activity; zinc ion transmembrane transporter activity. The transcript is spliced from 9 exons.
AUGUUCCCUCUGGGAUCAGAGCAGUGUCUGAACGGCUCCCAGCUGCUGGUCAAUUUUGGCCUGAGUCCCGCUGCUCCUCUGACCCCUCGUCAGUUUGCUCUGCUGUGCCCAGCCCUGCUUUAUCAGAUCGACAGCCGCGUCUGCAUCGGAGCUCCGGCCCCUGCACCCCCAGGGGAUCUACUAUCUGCCCUGCUUCAGAGUGCCCUGGCAGUCCUGUUGCUCAGCCUCCCUUCUCCCCUAUCCCUGCUGCUGCUGCGGCUCCUGGAACCUCGUCUACUGCGGCCCUUGCUGGGCUUCCUGGGGGCCCUGGCCGUGGGCACUCUUUGUGGGGAUGCACUGCUACACCUGCUACCGCAUGCACAAGAAGGGCGGCACGCAGGACCUGGUGGACUACCAGAGGAGGACCUGGGCCCGGGGCUGUCAGUGCUCGGAGGCCUCUUCCUGCUCUUUGUGCUGGAGAACAUACUGGGGCUUUUGCGGCACCGAGGGCUCAGGCCAAGAUGCUGCAGGCGAAAACGAAGGGAUCUCGAAACACGAAACCUGGACCCGGAGAAUGGCAGUGGGAUGGCCCUUCAGCCCCUACAGGCAGCUCCAGAGCCAGGGGCUCAAGGCCAGAGGGAGCAGAACAGCCAGCACCCACCAGCCCCAGCCCCUCCUGGGCACCAAGGCCACAGUCAUGGGCACCAGGGUGGCGCUGAUAUCACGUGGAUGGUCCUCCUGGGAGAUGGUCUACACAACCUCACUGAUGGGCUGGCCAUAGGUGCUGCCUUCUCUGAUGGCUUCUCCAGUGGCCUCAGUACCACCUUAGCGGUCUUCUGCCACGAGCUGCCCCAUGAACUGGGUGACUUUGCCAUGCUGCUCCAGUCAGGGCUGUCCUUUCGGCGGCUGGGGCUGCUGAGCCUUGUGUCUGGAGCCCUGGGACUGGGGGGUGCAGUCCUGGGGGUGGGGCUCAGCCUGGGCCCUGUCCCCCUCACUCCCUGGGUGUUUGGGGUCACUGCUGGGGUCUUCCUCUAUGUGGCCCUUGUGGACAUGCUACCAGCCCUGCUUCGUCCUCCGGAGCCCAUGCCUACGCCCCAUGUGCUCCUGCAGGGGCUGGGGCUGCUGCUGGGGGGCGGCCUCAUGCUUGCCAUAGCCCUGCUGGAGGAGCGGCUACUGCCCGUGACCACUGAGGGCUGACGGGGCCAGUGGAAAGGGGUCAGGUUGCCCUUUCUUCCCCCCAACCACAGGAAUGGAGGCGGGACACAGGGCCAGUAGGAGCAACAGGAUUUUAAUAAACAGAACCCAUCCCAAA